Messenger RNA from Argiope bruennichi, 3503 nucleotides. Its product is annotated as sodium-coupled monocarboxylate transporter 1-like. The record is from RefSeq and is a predicted model, not a curated record. Gene Ontology annotation, biological process: sodium ion transport; transmembrane transport. Lineage: Eukaryota; Metazoa; Arthropoda; Arachnida; Araneae; Araneidae. Gene Ontology annotation, cellular component: membrane. Bases 365 to 2266 code for a protein of 633 amino acids. Gene Ontology annotation, molecular function: symporter activity. The transcript has 15 exons.
AUUAACUGAGAGAGAGUAAGACCAAGGCUAACUUUCCACGUUCUUUCAAUCUCAGUGGAAAACUUACGUAUCUUCUCGGACUGACACACUUCGCCGUGACGUUUCAUACUUUCUCUCUCAAACUCCCUCUCCCUCUCCCAGCCUCCGCAAAGUUGUUGUGCGAUUAUUUUUUCAUUACCGGUAUUAAAAGCGGUUGUUUGAAUGUGGAGCCGGCAGUGCUCUUUCUGAACUGAGCACGAACAUGAGGUGAUACCCCCCGAUCCUUAUAGCAGAAACUAACUUAAGAGAACUCUGUCUGAAACUAUUUCCGCAGUUUUGAUCCAUAUUUUUUUCAUAAAAAUUCUUCUGUUUGGCCAUUGCAACCAUGAAUAUGUAUAGCACAAGAGAAGAACUUUUAUCAAGAUUUACUAUAGCAGACUAUGCAAUUUUUAUUGCUAUGCUUGGAGUUUCUGCUGCGAUCGGCAUUUAUUAUGCAUGCACUGGAAACAAGCAGAAGACCACUAAGGACUUUUUCAUGGGGGGUCAAGAGAUGGGAGUUUUUCCAGUAGCUAUGUCGAUUCUGGCUAGUUUCAUGUCAGCCAUACCCAUGUUGGGUAUUCCAGCAGAAACUUAUUUAACAGGCACUCAAUUUUGGAUGGUAGUUGUAGCGUACUGCUUCAUGUUCCCCACCGUUGCAUAUAUCUACAUGCCGCUUUUUUACAAGCUGGGAUCAUCAAGUGUUUAUGAGUAUUUAGAACUACGUUUCAGCAGACCUGUUCGAACAAUAUGCUCCACCAUUUUCACUAUUCAAAUGGUUUUAUACAUGGCGAUUGUAAUGUAUGCCCCAUCUCUUGCAUUAUCUCAAGUAACUGGUCUUAAAGUCUGGUUCUGCGUUCUAUCUAUUGGCUUAGUUUGCACAUUCUACACUACCAUCGGAGGAAUGAAAGCUGUGGUUCUGACGGAUUUAUUUCAAGUAUUUGUAAUCUUUGGAGCUAUGUUAGUAGUCGUUAUUAAAGGAUCUAUUGAUUUAGGAGGUAUGAGCUAUGUUUGGAAUAAGAACAAUGAAGGACAAAGGAUUGAAUUUUUCAACUUUGAUUUUGAUCCUACUACAAGGCACACAGUCUGGAGUUUAGCAAUAGGCGGCUUCUUCACUUGGCUCUCCAUAUAUGGUGUUAGUCAGCCAAUGGUUCAAAGAUAUCUUACAAUCCCAAGCACACGAGGGGCCAAAAUCGCAAUUUGGUUGAAUUUGCCUGGCUUAGCGACGAUUGUUACGGUUACAACUCUUGCUGGAUUACUGAUAUAUACCAGAUAUGCUGACUGUGAUCCCAUGAAGACAAAGCAAGUCAGUGCACCUGAUCAACUUCUACCUUUAUACGUCAUGGAUACAUUGGGAACAAUGCCUUGUUUACCUGGAAUUUUUGUUGCUGGAAUUUUUAGUGGAGCAAUCAGCACGGUCUCUUCAGGAGUCAAUGCUUUGGCAGCCGUUACCCUAGAAGAUAUUGUAAAAUCUUACAUCAAACCUGAUAUUUCGGAACAAUGGGCUACAAGACUUGCUAAAAUUCUUGCAUUAUCUUAUGGAUUAGCAUGCAUUGUAUUAGUUGCUGUUGUGGAAAGAUUAGGAGCGAUUCUGCAGCUAUCUUUGAGUGUAUUCGGUGUCAUUGGCGGUCCAAUUCUUGGAGUAUUUACUUUAGGAAUGUUUUUCCCAUGGGCCAAUAGAAAGGGUGCCCUCGUAGGACUUAUUACAGGUAUCAUUGCUGUCCUUUGGAUCGCUGUAGGUGCAUUUUUAGCGAAAGUACCCAAGAAUUUAGCUCCAGUUUCUGUCGCAGGUUGUACAGAUCUGUACUACAAUGUCACAGGAAAGAUGUGGAACGAAACUAUGGCAACCAAUAUGCAAAUGUUGCCAGAUAAGAGUGAUAUCUUUGUAAUCUACAGAAUUUCUUAUAUGUGGUACAGUGCAAUUGGAUGUCUUAUAGUUAUCAUAAUUGGACUUAUCAUUAGUUUCUUAACAGGUGCACAUGGAAAGGAUGAUGUGAAAAAAGAUCUGAUUAGUCCAGUUACCAGAAAAGUUCUAGCUUUAUUUACCAAAGUGAAAAAUAAUAAGUCUGUUUUCCCUGUGGAAAUGGUGACAAAUAACAACCUCAGAAAUGCAACUUAUACGCCUAACGGUGUCGAAAAGGGUGUUCAAAGUGAUGGCGUAGUUAACAUAGCUUACAUAAACGAUCCUCAUACACCUGUGACUGCUAAAUCCACACGAAUGGCUUCUUCUAUUCAUGCUGCCAGAAUGUGAAUGCAAAGAAUGACUUAUUUGUAUUAAUAUUACUAUCAUUUCAUCGAAAUUAAUAGCAGAGUGACUGACAAAAGCAGGCGAUUUACAUCAUUUGAAUAAAACGAUCGCGAUUGAUAAUAUUGUGUUCAUUGUUCUAGUUUACUAGUGAACUGCAACUUACUGUAUGAAAGACAGGCAUCUUUUUGUAACAAGCUUGGAGUGGAGCAGCUGAAAAAGAAUCCCUCGAAAGGCUGGGAUAGAAAAGAAUUAUUUGUAUAUAUUGUUGAAAUUCAUUAUGUAGAGGUUUAUUAUAAGUACGAAACUACAUUUUAUUAUAGAAAAAUGCAUGGAUUUUAUAACAUAUUUCAACAAAUCAUAUUUCAUAAAUUAAUUGGCAUCUUUCCUUUUGAACUGACUUUUCAUCGUAUACCCUCUUUCAAAUGUGAUCAAAGGAAGCUCUCUAAUUUACAAGUUUGCUUUCUAUUUUGUUUUUAAACGUAUUUAACAUGUAGAUAAAUGCUUUCUAAUGUGUGUUACUGUAAUGUUUUUGUUGAAUCGAAUAUAUAUAUAUAUAUAAUUUCAUAUAUAUUUCUUUCUGUUUUGUUUUUCAACAUGUUUAAUCAUAUGUUAGAUGUGCUUUUUGUAUUAUGCGUUUUAUAUUAAUAUUUUACUAUUAAAGUUUCUAAAAAUGAAAAUAUAAUUUCAUAUAUAUAUAUGUGUGUGUGGGAAAAGGAAACGACCAACAUUAAUACGUGAAAUAUAUUUAUUAAGAUUAAAGGACAAAGGACUAAACAUUACUCACAUAGAACAUAAAAAGAUACAUGAUCAUGAGCUGUACGUCUUACAGUCUCACUGCUCAACUCUUGUCUCUCAAUAAUGGAAGGAAAGCAUCACAUGAUUAAUGACGCAACAUAGCCAAUAUGGCGCCAUACAGGAUAUGAGAUCUGUUACAGUUCACACACACAAACACACAUAUAUAUAUGCUUCAUUUUUUAUAUUUUCUCAUUAUGUUUUAAAAAAUGAUAUGUACUACGGAAUAAUUUUCAGCUAACAAUAAGUUUUGUUUGACAAAAUAAUAAUGUAAUUUGUUUCUUAAUAAUAUUUUUAAAAUUAUAUUUUGGGGUAAGUUGUAAAUAUUUCUGUUGCGAAUCAUUAGAGCUGUGAUUUUACAAAUGCUUUCUUGAAUUUGUAUGAUAUUUCCUUUAUGUAAACUUAUUAAUGAAGUAUAUGAUUAAUAACAUCUUUAGUCAUUGCAAGA